CCAACAUUUGCAGUGCAGUGAAUAUCUCUGAGACUGGAAUAUAGGUGGGCGGCUUCGCCGCUCGACUUGUCUGUGAUGUAUAAACCAGGCUGGUCCAAGGCUGGCCACGAGCUCAGGUGGGCGCUAGUUUCACGCUUGUAAUUCGGCACUUGCACUGCCACGCCAGGCCCAGUUGUCGUGUUGGAGGUGAGAUAUACUUAUUGCCCAGUUCCGCCCUUUUUUCGCUGCUUUCAACAUGGGUUGCUGUGGAGAGUCAAUCAGUGCUCCUGACACUCAGUAUGCCAACAGAGUGCAACCAGUGAACAAUGGUAUCAUUAGCCAGCAGCCCGCUUUCACCAGAACAACCAGGUCGAUAAAUGGCACUCCUUGGUCUCACACACCCUCACCACCUCCCCAAGGCCCGACCUAUUCAACUCCUUUGAGUCCAAACCUUGGACGUGCACCAUUGACACCACCCCCAGCUACGUAUAUUCCUUCAGGGCCGUCAAAUUCUGCUGCUGGGAGAAUGUCGAUUUCUAUCGACUUUGGAACUACCUUUUCUGGUGUUGCAUAUGCCUCCUCUCGAAUUGCGUCCGGGAAGAUACAGCAAAUUCUUCAUUGGCCCGGAUCUUUUGAAACUUUCCGCAAGGUACCCACGUGCUUGCUGUACGAUGAACAUGGUCAAGUUCUUGCUUGGGGACUAGAAGCGAAGAACGCCAGUUCCAUGCCCGGUACUACGCGAUGUGAAUGGUGGGGUCUUUAUAAUGGGCCAAAAUUAUCUGAUUCAGAUACUUCAUUCAAGCCUGGUAAAACAGCGAUGGAUUUGAUUAUUGACUUCUUAUCGUGUCUGUGGGAAUACGCUAAAGAGCAAAUUACCCGUGACAUUGGAGCUGUCGCAGAUCUCAACUCGGCUGAUGUCCUCGUGACGUGCCCGGCAGCUUGGGACGCUAAAGGAUGCGACAUGAUGCGCGAAGCUGCCAUUUCCGCAAGCCUCGUGCAAUCGGCUCAUGCAGGUGAUGGUAACUGGCGCGACAGGCUGCGUAUUAUCACCGAACCAGAGGCCGCGGCUGUCCACUGUGCCAGACUUACGGACUUGCACAAGCUCAAGCCCAACCAGAAUUUUAUGAUAUGUGACGCUGGUGGUGGUACAGUCGACCUUGCCGUCUACAAAAUCAUUGGGCAAAUGUCUAACCUCGAGAUCGCCGAGAUGUGUGCUCGAUCUGGAGCCAAUUGCGGUUCCCUUUUCCUCGAUUUGCGAUUCCGAGAGCUCGUAAAAACUCUUUUAGCUGACCAUCCUGCUCAUUUGGACGCCGCUAGUCUCGCCUAUUUUAUGCAUUCUUUCAGCCAAACCGAUAAGCUCGCAUUUAGGGGCGAGAGUGAUGAUGACACAUACUUCAACUUCACAUGUUUCAAUGUGCAGGAUCCCCACGAUUCUUCUGUUGGACUGAUCAAUGGAGAACUCGCAAUUCCAGGGAAUCUCAUUCGUCGAGAGGUCUUUGAUCCCGUUGUAAAUCAGGUACUCGAAAUGAUCGAAGAACAAUCGAAGAAGGUAGAGCAGCAUAUCGACGCCCUGCUUCUCGUGGGAGGCUUCGCUGGCAGCGAAUACCUCAUUAGACGAGUCGAGGCGCAAUUUUCGGGGAGAAUCAAGGUCAUCGCUCGCCCUUCUGACGCCGACACGGCUACAGUGCGAGGUGCCGCACUGUACGGACUUUCUCGCAAAUCAAUUGUAUCCACUGUGAUAGCUCCACGGUCCUACAUUAUGAAAGUGAAGCUACCCGCCGAACCAGAGGAUUGGGCCAAACGCCCUGCAUACAUCAAAGAGAACAAUGCGAACGUUCCUAUUUGUGACAACCGUUUACAAUACUUGGUCAUGAAGGGUGCUAUCCUGCGAAAAGGCCAAAUAUUGAGGACGAAAUUUUGCAAGUUCUCACAGAAUGGACAGGAUUGUAUCUUCGUAGCUGUGUUGUAUACUUCCGACUCGGACAAGAUGAUGCGAUACACUGAUGAGGGCGAAACCAUCGAGCUCUGUAGAUGGACUGUUAAUCUAAAUUCUCUGCCGACAUUUCAACAGAAUGCCAGCAUACCGCAGCCAAAUGGCUUCUUCACAGGCUUUGCAGAAGUCCGGGGUGUUUUGUUUUACGAGGGGCAGGAAUGGAGUCGAGUUGUUUUUGAUUUUCUCAAUUGAUUGGCAUGGUGACUAUACUGGCUUUGCUUGAAGCCAGAGUAUUAUUAAUGUUGACUUGUUCCUGGUGAUGACAUAAAAACGUUUGACUGGAA
Messenger RNA from Suillus subalutaceus, 2256 nucleotides. Its product is annotated as actin-like ATPase domain-containing protein. NCBI's taxonomy places the organism in Eukaryota, Fungi, Basidiomycota, Agaricomycetes, Boletales, Suillaceae. The transcript has 19 exons. The coding region runs from base 236 to 2164 and encodes 642 amino acids. The record is from RefSeq and is a predicted model, not a curated record.